Molecule: messenger RNA, 1799 nt
Organism: Aureococcus anophagefferens
Lineage: Eukaryota; Pelagophyceae; Pelagomonadales; Pelagomonadaceae
Exons: 3
Coding region: 54-1760 (568 amino acids)
Molecular function (GO): protein binding
Source: RefSeq, a predicted model, not a curated record
ACCGCCGCACGCAGCGUCUUCGAACGCCAUCGCCGUCGCGCGCGACCGCAAAAAUGGGCACCGCCUCGGACAUCUCCUACGACAUCUCCGGCGAGGACGUGGUCGAGGUCCGCGCGACGCCGGCGACGGAGGCCGCGGCGAACCUCGAGGCCUUCAAGGCCGCCGGCAGCGCCAAGGUCGCGGCCAAGGACUGGGCGGGCGCCAUCGUCGAGUACGAGAAGUGCGUCACGGGCUACGAGGCCUGUAAGGAGACCGUGAGCUCCGACUUCGAGGCCGAGCGGUCCGCGGAGAAGUGCGCGCUCGCGAGCCUCAGCAACCAGGCCUUGUGCGCGCUCAAGCUCGAGGACUUCGAGGGCGCCAAGGCCUACUGCGGCGCGGCGUUGAAGCGCCUCAAGGAGGCGCGCGUCGUCGACGAGUCCGCCAUGGCCAAGUGCCACUUCCGCAAGGGCCAGGCCUUUUACGGCCUGGGCGACGCGCGCGGCGCCGUCGACGCCUUUAACGACGCCAUCGCGCUCGAGGAGAAGCAGCUCGACAAGUGCGCCAAGGACGACGCGAAGAAGAAGGCGGCGACCAUCGUGUCCAUGAAGCGCGAGCUCCUGAAGGCGCGCCGGGCCGCCAAGGAGCAGGCGAAGACGGCCGCGUCCAACAUGUCCGGCGCGCGCGGCUUUCUCAAGGCCGGCGCGCGCGGCACGGGCGACCCCAAGGAGGAGCGCAAGCAGCUGAUCAUCGAAAAGAUCGACUGCGCCCUCUCCUUCGUCUUCAGCGACAAGGACACCAAGGGCAAGGACGCGGAGACCGUGAUCGCCGGGGCGGGAAAAGGGUGCGACAUUCCCAACUUCAAAGUCAUCGCGCCGAACUAUGACGCGAUGAUCGACGCCCUGGUCGCCGCGCGCCACGCGGCCUGCGCGGCCAAGGACCUCUUCGGCGAGCUCGCCCUGACCUUCGCCGAGGGCUUCGUCGCCUUCCUCGCGUCGGCGCCCGAGGCCGAGGCGUCGCCGGGCCGCGCGAAAUACUACGCGCGCUGCCUCCGCGACGAGCUCGCCGAGGACACCUGCGACACGAGCCUGCUCGAGCCGCCCAUGAACAUCGGCGACGUCGCCGCGCUGGAGUGCGCGGCCCACGCCCACAUGCAGCUCGGCCGCCACGCGGAGGCGCGGCCGUUCUUCGAGAAGUUCGUCGAGUGCGCGGACGCCGCGGGGCCUCUGAUGGCCUACCACAACCUGCCCGACUCCUUCCUCCUCUCGCGGGGCAUGCAGAAGAUGGACGACAAGGCGCGGCGCGUCUCCCGCUGGAAGCACCGCGCGCACUCGCCGAGGGCGCUCUUCGACGCGCGCACCGCGCUGGCCGCCAUCUGCGCGGCGUCCCACCAGAAGUCGGCGGCCCUGGACCACAACGCCGCGGCCUUCGGCCACGCCGCCGACGACGAGGAGAAGUACACGUGCCACAAGAACGCCGCGCACCUGCUCCGCCAGGCCGCGGAGAACCCGGACGACCCGGAGAACCCGAUCCCGGCGUCGUCCGACGACCUCCAGGUCGCGCAGCACCACGACGACGAGGCCGCGGCCCUCGAGGCGAAGAUCAAGGCCAAGGGCGACGAACCCGACACGAAGACGAACAAGAUCGGCGUCGCGGGCGACGACGACGACGAAUCGGACGUCCCGGGCGACGACGACGCGCCCGAGGAGUUCGUCGGCGACGACGAGGAGCUCCCGCCCAUCGACGGCGUCGACGCGUUCGACGUGCCCAUCGACGAGCAGUAGGCCCCGCGCUUUCGUCGACUAAAAGCCCCCUGUAGCCUC